This is a messenger RNA of Scedosporium apiospermum, 1059 nucleotides long. RefSeq lists its product as uncharacterized. The record is from RefSeq and is a predicted model, not a curated record. Gene Ontology annotation, molecular function: transaldolase activity. Bases 1 to 1059 code for a protein of 352 amino acids. The transcript has 5 exons. Gene Ontology annotation, cellular component: intracellular anatomical structure. NCBI's taxonomy places the organism in Eukaryota, Fungi, Ascomycota, Sordariomycetes, Microascales, Microascaceae. Gene Ontology annotation, biological process: pentose-phosphate shunt, non-oxidative branch; carbohydrate metabolic process.
AUGGCGACAAGAACUGCUUCCAAUCUCCUCGAGGAGCUAUGUCAACGCUCCACACUCGACUGCGACACGAUGGACCUAGACUUUGUCAAGGAGUUUACGGCCAAGCGAGGUCCUUUUGCCGACUGCACCUCGAACCAGGCAAUUGCCUACUCCGAGGCAUCGCGAACGGACUCAAACGGACAAUACGUCCACGCGGACCUCAUCAAGCAGGCGGCCGAGUAUGCCAGGAAGGUCCAGGCCGAAUCUGGUUCGGGUGACAUUUCUGUCGAGGCGCUAGCCGUCGAGUACUUGAUUGUCAAGUUGUUGCUCCGAUUUAUCCCCUACCUCACUGGCUAUGUUCUGUUUCAAAUUGACCCCAAGUAUGCCUACGACACGGACAAGAUUGUCGCCACUGCUGAGACUCACUCUUCACCAGGAAUCCUCGCCAUGGUCAAGAAAUCCGAUCCCGACUUCGACUCCAAGCGACUCUGCUUCAAGAUCGUCUCUACGUAUCCCGGUCUCGCCGCGGCCAAGAUCCUCGAGAGCAAGGGUGUUGCGGCGCUGGGAACUGCUCUGUUUUGUAUGGAACAGGCGUCUUUGGCCGGACAUAUGGGGUGUACUUACAUCUCCCCCUAUUUCAACGAGCUCAGGGUGCACUUUGACAAAGACUUCCAAGACCAACAUAAAGCCACCAGCCUCUGCCGCGACGCAGCAGCCUAUUACUCCGCCCACUCCCAGAAAACCAAAGUAAAGGCCGCCAGCUUCGUCUCCGCCGACGAAGUGAUGCACCAUGCCGGCGUAGACUACAUCACCGUCUUCCCGCCCGUCAUCAAGGAGCUCUCCGAGACGCCCGUCGCCAACAUGCCCGUCGAGGAGGUGGGGAAGUACAUGUCCUCCUCGCCCGAUGAGACUGCUUGGAAGGGUUACGAGGAGGCUGCCGCGGGUGGAAGGGAGGUUUGGGAGGAAAAGUUUAACGGGAGCGGGGGAGGGGAGAAUGCGAGGAAGUUGAGGGAGGCGAUUGAGACGUUUUCGGGAGAGCAGAAGAAGUUGGAGGAGUUGGUGAGGAAAGUCGCUGGGUGA